CCCUGAUUAAACACACCUGAACCAGCUAAUCAAGGUCUACAGGAUCACUAGAAACUUCCAGAAAGGUCAAAUAUGUAAGAGGGGAAGAGCAGUAAACUGUAUGUUAUUCUCACCUAACCUCUAUCACAUCCCGCGCACCUGAAAUACUGAGAGUAAACCAUGUCUUUCACUCCAAAGUCAUACAGUAAACCCCAAACAGUUACAACUUCAAGCACUAGAUCCACUAAAACAGUGGAUGACGGCAAAAAGAAAUCCUUGCUGAAGGACAAUAGCUGGAUUAAGACAAAUGUGAACGAGAACGAACAAGUCGAACGUGGUUCGAACUUCGGCAAAAGUGUUCUGAGUCGUUACAAGUCCAACGAAAACCUUGUCAACCCUCAAGAUAAAACUAGCAAAACCGAGGGCAAAACCAGCACUGUCAUCACUUCACCAGGUACCUCUGUCCAAGCUCUCACUAAAAGAUUUGGUGGCAGCCAGGACAAACUGAAUGAAACCAGAACCACAGGAACUAAAACAACAGUGAAAACGGAGCCAAGGAAAAGCUCUACUUCUACAAUAACAACAAUCAAAGAUGGUACCGAGACAACUGUGACCACUACCAAGCAGGAUGUGGUGAAAUCAUCUACCAAGUCUGAAACACUCACCAAUAAAGACCUGACAGAUUUAAACACCAAGAGUUCUGGUGGUUACAAGACUGAUGUUAUUACUGUCAAGUCAUCAAAGGACACUGUUGAUGGACCAACCUCACCUGUCAAGACCACCACAAGCAUCAAAACCUACACCAAAGAGGAUGUUUCACCAACUAAAACAACAUCAUAUUCUGUCGGAUCCACAAAGAGCACUGAGGAUCAACUGUUUGAUACCCUCAUACCAACAUCGAUCAAAUCAGCCAAUACAAAACCUGGCAGCAGUGACUACAAGACUGAAGUGGUUACUGUGAAGUCAUCAAAGGACAUCAUUGAUGUACCAACUUCACCUGUCAAGACCACUACAAGCGUCAAGACCUACACCAAGGAGGAUGUUUCACCAACUAAAACAACAUCCUACAGCACAAAGAGUGACUACAAGACUGAAGUGGUUACUGUGAAGUCAUCAAAGGACAUCAGUGAUGUACCAACUUCACCUGUCAAGACCACUACAAGCGUCAAGACCUACACCAAGGAGGAUGUUUCACCAACUAAAACAACAUCCUACAGCACAAAGAGUGACUACAAGACUGAAGUGGUUACUGUGAAGUCUUCAAAGGACAUCAGUGAUGUACCAACUUCACCUGUCAAGACCACUACAAGCGUCAAGACCUACACCAAGGAGGAUGUUUCACCAACUAAAACAACAUCCUACAGCACAAAGAGUGACUACAAGACUGAAGUGGUUACUGUGAAGUCUUCAAAGGACAUCAGUGAUGUACCAACUUCACCUGUCAAGACCACUACAAGCGUCAAGACCUACACCAAGGAGGAUGUUUCACCAACUAAAACAACAUCCUACAGCACAAAGAGUGACUACAAGACUGAAGUGGUUACUGUGAAGUCUUCAAAGGACAUCAGUGAUGUACCAACUUCACCUGUCAAGACCACUACAAGCGUCAAGACCUACACCAAGGAGGAUGUUUCACCAACUAAAACAACAUCCUACAGCACAAAGAGUGACUACAAGACUGAAGUGGUUACUGUGAAGUCUUCAAAGGACAUCAGUGAUGUACAAACUUCACCUGUCAAGACCACUACAAGCAUCAAGACCUACACCAAGGAGGAUGUUUCACCAACUAAUACAACAUCCUACAGCACAAAGAGUGACUACAAGACUGAAGUGGUUACUGUGAAGUCUUCAAAGGACAUCAGUGAUGUUCCAACUUCACCUGUCAAGACCACUUCAAGCAAGGAGGAUGUCUCACCAACUAAAACAACAUCAUAUUCUAUCCGAUCCACAAAGAGCACUGAGGAUCAACUGUUUGAUACUCUCAUACCUGCAUCAAUCAAGUCAGCCAACACAAAACCUGACAGCAGUCGUGAGGAUGUAUCCAUCUCCAAAUCCAUCAGAACCGUGUAUUCAACAAAUGAGAGAGAUGAUUGGAGUACAGUCACAAGUCCUUCUUACACCAGGACAUCAUACACCGAGAGCAGGCCUGUUGAUUACCUGUCUGACACGCACGCAUCAAAAACCACCACGACUGUGUACACGUCACCGGAAAGGGUAGUAAGUGGGAAGGACAUUUGCACAGUCUGCCAUAAAAACAUGUAUACAGAUGAAAAGAUCGUCCUGGAUGACAUGAAUAUCAACUGUCACUCAAGUUGUUUCAAGUGUGGGGUGUGUAAUAUUUCUCUGGGACACCUGAAGGCAGGGGACAGUUUGUGGGUGUACCGUCGUGCCAUUCACUGCGAAAGCUGCUUUGGUGUCACUAAGGGCAAAUGGCUCCGCUGAAACCACAUUUAGCAAUAAUGAAGUGAUGUUAUGAGAGAGACAGCAAAUAUACUUGCCUUUUCCAAAACUUUCCCAUGGCUUUGAUUUGGACUCAGCCCAUUUGAAGUGCAUAAAACAGUUUAUGGUGGUGGACUUCUGUCUGAUAAUAGACUUUGGGGUUUAUUAAUUGCACUGAUUGCUGUUCUCCCCAAUGAUGCGACAAGGCUCUUAUCUAAUUACCAAAAUAAUAAUAUUUUUAAAGAAGAAUAUUUUCCUAAUACAUGAUAAUAGUUGCUUUGUUUUUUCUUCACUAUUGUUGUAUUAUUAAAGCAUACAUGUGUAUAUAAUGAGAAAAUAUCAUAUUUCUCCUGAGUUUUCAUCUGAUUGUCUUUCAUUGUUCAGAUCUGGUUAAACGUCAUUCCAGAGAUAAAUUAUGCAGCACCUUUCACUACUGUAGCUAUAAAUUGAAUAUGCUUGUGUUGUAAGUAUUUCUAAAGAAUCACAGUCUUUCAGAAAUAUGCUGUGAUCAAGAUCAGACACUUCAACUCGUAUCUUAUGACAGGAUUCCUAAGAGGAUGCAAAUAAAGAGCUAAAGUUAGCCAUUGCAGAUAGUGUUUUUUUUUGUUGUUUUUUUUUUACAUGAGAGGGUCAACUUGAAGUUAUUUUGAUAUUAUUUGACCUUUUAAUCCUUUAAAAUGUUGAUUUUAUUAGGAUUUCUGUAAUUUUAUCAAAAGGGAGACAAACCAACUAAACUUCAUCACAAAAUUCUUUAAAUCA
Molecule: messenger RNA, 3177 nt
Organism: Onychostoma macrolepis
Lineage: Eukaryota; Metazoa; Chordata; Actinopteri; Cypriniformes; Cyprinidae
Gene: scel
Product: sciellin
Exons: 42
Coding region: 160-2421 (753 amino acids)
Biological process (GO): epidermis development
Cellular component (GO): cytoplasm
Source: RefSeq, a predicted model, not a curated record